AUGAGUACUGGAGCUGGCCUUAGCAACCAUGCCUUCGCUAUGCCCCGGCUCGGAGGACAUGAUCAAACCAGUAAGAGCAACACCACCUGUCAGUUCCAGAUGCCUCUGCACUACCCGAGGUACCAGAAGCGCGACUACGAGACCAUGCCGGAGUGGAAACUGGACUGCCUUCUGAAACAGUAUGGCCUGCCAGUCAUUGGAGAUGUCAACCAAAAGAGGAAGUUUGCCAUGGGGGCCUUCCUUUGGCCUUCCCAGUAUGAAUGA
Molecule: messenger RNA, 264 nt
Organism: Prunus armeniaca (apricot)
Lineage: Eukaryota; Viridiplantae; Streptophyta; Magnoliopsida; Rosales; Rosaceae
Source: the annotation of a GenBank genome assembly